GCUGCUGAGCACGCGAUGCGCAUGCGCAGGCUGUUGUGUUUCAUGGGAUCUGGGAUCUGUCGGGAAUUCCCCUGGACUCUCCAGCUCCUGCCAAACAGCCUUAUCUGGAAGUAGCACGGCCAACUUAAUCAUCUCCUCGGCUCUAUGACUGAGCUGAGAAGCUAAAAUGAGUAAGAAACUGAGUUGAGUGGCUAGCACAGCAGCGCUUUGCGCUGUUGUUCGGUGUUUUAGACGAUAAAAGGAUCGUUCCGACUAGGAUAACACCUAAAGCAAUUCCGACUCUUGCUAGGCUAGCGAAACUCAACUCAACCCAUUAUCUAGCCACGCUAAAUUGCUAAGAAGGUGGACAAUUUAAUCUACAGACAGGUCGUCUUUUGUGUAAGAAACAUUCUAAAUGGCGGGGAUACAGCGGCACUCGGUGGAGAAUUCCCACUGCGAUUCGAGAAACAAAUAUCCUCGGCCUGUGGUCGGCUGCGAGCUGAAACUUAGCAGCCCCGACGCAGCGCCUGAUGACUGGUGCGACAGCGGACUGGACUCUAUCAGUGGCGUUGGCCUCAGUAUCGAUGGCCCUUAUGACAUCGAGUUGCCAGAAACCUGGAGCAGCACUCGGCCAAAGGACUAUUCUCCGUCAUUGGGUCAUUCUGAGGACCGUCCAGAGGACUGCACGUCCGUGGAGCCAGGCGAGAGACUGGACUCUGCCAUCGGUGACUCGAUAACAGAUGAGACUGUAGGAAGCCUGUCUCAGGGUCUUGGGACUCUUAUACUGGCCGAACAGGCUGCGGGUGACACCGUCAGCAACGGACGGAGUGAGUGGGUUGCGGUGGUCAGUCCGGAGGAGGAACGGCAGAGAAGAGAGGAGUUGUUCAACACUCUAAACUUUUUAUCCGAAGACGGAGACACGGCCCUGCACCUGGCGCUAAUCCACGAGCACAGGGCUUUCGUGCAGUAUCUGCUGGGGGUCAUCGCUCUGGAGUCCAGCUGGACUCCUUACCUGGACAUCCAGAAUCACCUGGGCCAGACGGCGUUACACCUGUCGGUGAUAGUGGACCAGCCGGAGUGUGUGCGCGGCCUCGUGUGUGGGGGUGCGAACGCUGAGCUGCAGGAGCGGGGGGGCAACACGCCGCUGCAUCUGGCCGUGAGGGAGCUCCGGAUGCAGUGUGUGAGAGAGCUCACGUCCUGCCCGCGCCUCACCUCCGAACACCUCACAGUCACCAACUACUCAGGAGUGAGUGCUCUACAUUUGGCGGUGCAGAAAGGGAGAGGUGACAUCAUCAGCAUGUUGCUAAGCGCAGGAGCGGACGUCAACCAGAGGGACCUGGGUUCUGGCCGCUCUCCCCUGCAUUGGGCAGUAGAGGCCCAGAGUGCUCAGCUGGUGGCGCUGUUGCUGAGUGCGGGAGCAGCAGUGGACCAGCGCUCCUACGCUGGCCACACUGCGCUCUACUGCGCUCUCCACAGGCCAAACCGAGAAGUGCAGGCCCUGCUGCGCGCAGGUGGGGCAGUGGACACUCACAUGCAGGAGGAAGACGAGGAGGAGGAAGAGGAGGAAGAGCAGGAGAGUGAGGAGGAGUUUGAUGACCUUCUCAUCAACGGACAGCGCGUGAUGUAAAUGUUGGAGGACGCAAGUGUUUUUUUCGGUGUGUGGUUGGCCCGGAAACAAGCGUUUUUAGAAAGGAGGCCGCUCGUGACCGCCAGUGAUCUAACACCAUGAAUGGGACUGUGAGAGUUGGGUCAUAUGUAUGUUGUGAAGUCGCUUGACUUAUCAUGUAAUGCUGUAGCAGCUGGAGGCUAGCCGAGCUCAGUAAGCUAAAACACAACCCCAGUCGCACCUUGCCCUGGAACAGGCCUGGGCCGAAUCUGGGCCGGAUCUGGGCCUAGUCUGUUCCAGAGGCUAAAGAGAACUGGGGAUGGAAGUCAUUUCUGUCUAUGGGGGGGGGGAGGGGGGACUUUGUCUUGGACGUUUUGUUUUGUUGCUGGUGGAACACAGGCUGAAACUAACUGCUGAACAGAUCAACAAGAUGCAUGCGAGAUGGAAGAGCAUUUGGUGUGCACUUUUUUUUUUCUCUCUCUCUCUCUCUGUGGCACUAGAAUCUGUCUUGGUUCAGGUGAAUCUCACUGGUGCCAUUCAACUUUUACUGUUCAUCAUUUUUAACUAUGUUGGGUUUUGCUUUUAUUUGUGAAUUUUAUUCUCAAAAGUAAACAUUUUGUCUGGUGAUGGGAUUUCAAAAGUUAGGAGAAAAUGUAAGAUUGAGGAAAUUGUAGUUGUCAUGGCAAAAAUGACAGAAGUUCCCUCAACCUGUUUCAGGUACCGUAGAGCAAUUAUUGUACUUGUGUUCUAGUCUCUGAAAGGAAAACUCCAUAUUCCCAUUAGUUUCCUAUUUCACCUUAGGUACAGUAGAACAUCCAGUUUACCUUCAUAGUUUAUGAUACCAAAGUGGAACAGUUACGCAGCUAUUUGAAUGCAGACUGAAAGCAUCUCACACCUGCCCCAAUCCGUCUCAGAUGAGCCCAUUCAGAAGUAGUUCACAUGAUGACACAGUCCAACUCUGGCUUAUAUGCUCACAACUGUAGAGGCAGUCUCAUUAUACUGCACGAUGCUGUGUGUGCACAAAUGGUACAAACGGUAAUGGAGAAAAGUCAAUUUCACAUAUCUGACAAAACACUGGAUGAUCACCUUCAUCUGGAAUGAAUGGCAAGAUAAGGGUCAGUCUUAUCAAUGUUCAAUCAUUUAGCAAUAUUCUUUCAAGCAUUUGGUUCGUUUUUGGGAAAAGAGGGCAUAGUAUAUAGACCAGUGGUGGGACUAGGUGUGUGAACGACUAAGAAACACUUAUGGUACUUAUCAUUUCUCAUUGUUUUCUUUUCUGAAGAUGUGGAAGCCAGGGAAGGUGUUUUUGUUUUUGUUCAUGUGGGGCCUUGAAGAAUAAACAAGACUUGCUGAGCACAACACUCUCUACGUCACAUGACUAGGAGUGGAGGGAGACUCAAACUAACCUGUCUAAAUCAGCGGUGUCUCUCUCGCUCGUUUGCUCUCCGCUCUCUCGCUCCCAAGUGUACAGUAUUUCAGUAACAAACCUACAAAGGCAAAUGGGUCGUUACAUUACAUUAACACAUACCCUUUGAUAGGUAUUAUUGUGUAUAUAUCCUUAAUAAUUUAAAUGAAAAAGUUGUGGGUGAGGUGCUGUGUGUGUGUGUGUGUCUGUCUCUCUCUCUCUGUGUGUGUGUGUGUGUGUGUGUGUGUGUGUGUAAGCCAGCAGGUGUAGAUGCAUGUUUAAUCCUCCAGUGGGUGAUCUGUAUUUAAGCUUUACAUGUUGUGCAGAAGCAGCCACAUUUCCUUUCAUAUAGAGUCAGCUGGGUGCAGUCUGUCCUUACUGCUAUUGUGAUAUCUCUGAACCUGUGUCACAGGGCUACCAAUUAAAGUGAAAGCUCACCCAAA
Molecule: messenger RNA, 3430 nt
Organism: Clupea harengus (Atlantic herring)
Lineage: Eukaryota; Metazoa; Chordata; Actinopteri; Clupeiformes; Clupeidae
Gene: nfkbib
Product: nuclear factor of kappa light polypeptide gene enhancer in B-cells inhibitor, beta
Biological process (GO): cellular response to tumor necrosis factor; toll-like receptor 4 signaling pathway
Cellular component (GO): cytosol
Molecular function (GO): NF-kappaB binding
Source: RefSeq, a predicted model, not a curated record